Messenger RNA from Oncorhynchus tshawytscha (Chinook salmon), 4611 nucleotides. Its product is annotated as myomesin-3. Gene Ontology annotation, molecular function: protein binding. The record is from RefSeq and is a predicted model, not a curated record. NCBI's taxonomy places the organism in Eukaryota, Metazoa, Chordata, Actinopteri, Salmoniformes, Salmonidae.
CCACAUUCUCUUCAUGAAGGACACUUUGUGUCCAGGGCCAGGUUCACCUUCACUGCUUAUACAGGGAGAGGCAGAGUGAGGAGCACGGGAGAGAAAGAAUAGAGAGAGGAACUUUAAAGAGAGGUGAGACAGGGAGAUUAAGAGAACGUGGGACAGCAAUUGAGAGAGACAGAUAGUGAAAGGUGACAGGGGACAGAGAGAGAGAGAGAGAGAGAGAAAGAGAGAAAGAAAGAAAGAAAGAAGUGUGUCCUUCACGCUCAUUUUGAGCACCUGUGGAGUAUAACCCUUUCUUCAAAGACAAACGUGUUGGUCAGGGGUUCACCAUGGCAACCAAGACGCUGAUGACACGGGUCCAGGAAGAGCAGUCCCACCAGAUGUCCCACAGCAUGGCGCUGGCCUCGCUGAUCAAGUAGAAAACCUUCACCUCCAGGCUGCGCAGAAGGCUUCCAUCCAUUUUAAGUAUCUGGAGGACCUGAGUCAUAAGGCCCCAGACUUCCUUAUCCCGCUAAGAGCCCACAUGGUGUGGGAGGGCAUGGGGGUCAAACUCUCUUGCACCAUCCAGGGAUGCCCACCCCCUAGGGUCACCUGUAUUCAUGCCUGAGCAUACGCAGAGCUCUGGACCAGAUGACCUGCGGCUUAUGAGUUGAACAAUCCCAGACGGGACGCAUGCAUCCCAAUGAGCUUCGAGAGUCUUGACUCGACUGAGACGGAGCUCAAGAAGAAAUGAUGGGACACCUCUGGGUGCCUAUGGCCAGGCCUGGAACUACAGUCUGAAGAAGAAGUUUGGCCUCAACUCGCUGGAAAUCAGAAGGUGCUCUGUUGAGGAUGCUGGGGAGUUCGAGGUGGUUGCCAAGAGUUCUCUGGGUGAAGCUACUACCAUUGCCACUCUGGUGGUCAACUGUAAAUAGCUGCUGAUUCUGACAGCUUUCAUGGACAUGCAUAUCAAGGAGCCGAGGCCACAAUCGAGCAAUCCUGGACCCCAAUCUUACUCUUCCUCCUUCCCCCACGCCUCCUCCUCUUCCUCUGUAGUUGCAAUAGUGGAGCGGGAGGCUCUAUUGAGUUCAGCUUCCCUCCGACCUGGGUGAAAGAGGGGAAUCUGAGAAUCUGACCCUGCAGUGUGCCUUCUCCUCAGCCCUGCUGCCCUUCCAACAGGACGUGGCCUGGUUCAGAGAUGAUGCGUCUGCAGUCAUGUCUGGUGGCCCAGGCUCUCCUCUGGCCCUGAAGGUUUCUGAUGUACAAAAGGACUAUGUCUUCCUCACCUGUGAGCCUCCCAGUGCUGAUGGAUCCUACCAAGUGGAGGGUUACUUUGUGGAGAGGUGUGACAUUGGUAGUGGGCAGUGGGUGAGUUGCAAUGACACCAUUCAGAAGGCAUGCAUGUCACUACCCUUUGAGGGGUCUGAGUGACAGCAACAUCUACCAGUUCAGGGUGUGUGCCGUCAACCAGGCAGGUGUGGGACACCCCUCUAAGGCCACCGAGCCUGUCAUCACCACCGACCCUUUAGAACACACUAGAACUAUGGUUAUCAAGGUGGACAGAGGUAGAGACAUCACCAUCACCAAAGAUCAGCUGGAAAGUCAGAUGAAAGUCCCAUUCCCUCCCACUGGUGUCCAUGCCUGUGAGGUGAGUGACAACUACGCCAUGCUUAGCUGGACUGAGCCGGAGCCCAGAGGCAAGGAGCAACUUACCUUCUAUGUGGAGGGGUCCAUUGCAGGGAAAAACAGUUGGCAGCUGGCCAGCAUGGACAUCACGGUGGGCUCUCCCAGGUUCCCCUUGUUUUACCUACAGAAGGGGAAGUCCUACUGCUUCCGGGUGCGCUCCGUCAACAAGUAUGGCGUGAGCGAAUCCUCAGAGCCGAGCCUGCCCAUCUCACUGGGACAACCCCAAGCUGCUCCUGCUCCAGCCACCUCCGUCUUUGCCAUCCGAGACACAGAUUCUGCUGUCCUGCUUCAGUGGCAGGAGCCCUUGGAGAAAGAGGGCAUUCUGGGAUACUACCUGUACUACAGCGAGGCUGGGAAGCAAGAGUGGAGGACGAUCAACAACAAGCCAACCACCCACACCAAGUACAUCCAUGGUCUGAAGUCGAAGAAGGAGUGUGUGUUCAGAGUUGAGUCUGUGGGGCGAGCUGGGAACAGUAUCUACUCCAACGAGUCUCCCCCUAUCUUGGUGAAAGCAGUUCUCGUCGCCCCAUCCCCUUCCACUGCCAUCGCCCUGCUGCUCUGCACUGGCUCUGAGAUGAUUCUCACCUGGAGAGCCCCUGCUAACAAUGGAGGAGACCCUGUACGAAGCUACUACCUGGAUCAGAAGGACAAAGAGCUGGACUCCUGGAGAAAUGUCAACACCAAGCCUGCCAAGGAGAGGCAGCACAAGGUCUGUAACCUGGAUAGGGGGCAUUACUAUCAGUUCUGUGUUUUUGCUGCCAGCGUGGUUGGUGUUGGUAAACCCUCUGAGCCCAGUGAGGCUUUCCUGUGUGAGGAGUGGACCAUGCCUGAGCCAGGCUGCCCUUAUGACCUGGAAUUCAGGGUUAACUCUCUAGUCCUCCUGUGGGCAGUGCCUCUCUAUGAAGGACAGCAAGGACCAAUCACAGGGUACCUGGUGGAGCUGAGCGAGGGAGACCAAUCACAGAGCUGGACUGCUGUGAAUGAAGAGCCAAUUGCAGACACCGUUUUGAAGGUUGGUGUCAGGUCUCUAUGCUGGUCAGACCUAUCGUUUCAGAGUGUGUGUCUUCAACAAGGUCUAGAAUGGGCAUCCCUUCUCUGCCCUCUGAGCUUAUCAGAGCCCAGAGCCCAGACCCAACCAGACACCAGAGACAUAGAGAUUGGUGUGGACAAUGAUGGCUUCAUCUUCCUGGCCUUUGAGGCCACUGAAAUUACGGAGAAGAGCACGUUUGUCUGGAGCAAAAACUACAAAGAGGCUAUUGAAGCUGGAAGAGCCAGGGUACUUUGGGAGAACAAUAGGCCCAUCCUCACCUUCACAAACGCCACUAAAGAGGACCUGGGCCUACGACCUGCACAAAAGAUUGCUGCUCCCUGUAAUUCCCCCUCUCUUUCUUUUCCCAUAGAUCUGGAGAGACUGACCGAGCUCGGCUGGCACAUCUGCCACCCAUUGAUAGCCUUGCGCUCCAAGUGGCAGGUGGAGUUGUCAGAGAAAGGGAACGUGAGUCUUUGGAUGCAGACCGAGAGCCUGAGCAAUGCUGCAGAGCUCCGCCUCAUUCUCAGCGACAGAGAGAUCUCUAGUGCUGCAAUUAACUUUGACAAGGCCAGUGGGCUGAUAGAGAUCCUGUUUGACCAGCUGUCUAAGGAGGACGAGGGCCCCUACACAGCUCAGCUCUGCGACGGCCGCGCCAAGAACCAGUUCGCCCUGGUGCUCGUAGACGAGAAGUUUCGUCAGACGCUGGCUCAGUCCAUAGCCAACAGAAUGGACUACAAGAGAAAGUCAGGACCCUAUUUUCUGGAGUUUUUGUCAUGGACCGUGACAGAGGACUGUGAGUUUAUAACCAAAUGCAAGGUGACCAACGUAAGCAAGGAUACGACUCUGAAAUGGUUUAAGGACGGCGUGGAGACUCCAGCUGUGUAUGACCAGCAGACUGGAGUCAGCACCAUGACUGUGCAACAGGUGACUAAGGAGGAGGGGCCACGACAAAGCUCGCUGUCUACAGGCCCAGUGAGGAUUCAAUGCACUGCUAUGGGCUUCAAGCUCUACUGCUCUCUCAAGUACUAUAUCAGCUACAUGAAGACCAGCUGGCACUUCAAGGAGAGUAGGAUUGACCAGUUGGAGAGGUGUACGCCUGGCAGCAGUAUGCAGAAGCUGUGGGUCGAGGUCUUUGCGCCCACGGAGAACGAUAAGGGGAAGUACACUCUGGAGAUGUUUGAUGGUCAAGAAAAGCACACCCGCUCACUAGACCUAUCAGGACAAGAUCGGGCCAGGGUGACCAAGGGGCUACCAGAUGUGGUGGCUAUCAUGGAGAAUAAGUCUCUGUGCUUGACCUGCUUCGCUGACGGUGACCCUGCCUCAGAGAUGUUCUGGCUGAGGAACGACAAAAGGCAUCGUCUCAGGGGGCCAGUUCAACAUCGCCAACGAGAACAAGUGCACACUAUGACCCUCAACAAUGUGACUAGCGAGGAAUCAGGCAACUACAGCAUCUUUGUGCGCAACCAGUACGGCACUCAGACGGUCAACGUGACCGUGAGCGUGUACAAGCUUGGCGAGAAGCCCCCGCGCACGAUGCAGUGGAGAUGUAAGGAAGGAAGGAGUGUUGGUUUUGUUGCACUAAGAGACGAUUACAACUGGGUACAGACGUCAAUUCAAUGUAAUUUCCACGCUGGUUCCAAAUGACAUGAAAACAACGUUGAUUCAACCAGUGUGUGCCCAGUGGGAUGUGUUUGUGUGGUUGAGCCAGUUUGUUUUCAUGGAGUUAAAUUGGAGUUAUUGGGGAGUGAAAUGCUAGAAGCGGUUAAUUUGUGGCAUAGGGAUGUAAAGCAAUGACUAAGAAGUUACUUGUGCUAGACGGAAUGCGGUCAAUUAGGACAAUGUGAGGUCCAGUCAAACCUGCAACAACCUGUUUUCUUGUGUCAUUAGACUACCAAUAAAUAUCCCAAGAGUGUCAGCUACAA